AUGGUACCCNCGUUGAUCUCGCUGGAAGAGCACUAUCUCUCUCAAAACGUCCGCAAGCAUCUCGCCGAUACAGGUCGUCAAGAUCCAUAUGCCCAAUUUCCACCUCACUUGAUAAACAAGCUCACCUCUCUCGGUCCGGAUCGUCUGGAAGCUCUCGACUCCGGAAAGGUGUCCUUACAAAUUCUCUCGCACAGCCCACUAAAUGCUUCUCCUCAAGAAUGCCGUACGACAAACGAUAAUCUAGCAUCCGAGAUCAAGGACCAGUCCCGAUAUGCAGCUUUCGCCCUCUUGCCUAUGGCUUCACCCUCAGACGCAGCUAAAGAGCUCGAACGAUGCGUGAAAGAACACAAGUUUCUUGGUGCACUCAUCAACAACCACUGUGAUGGGAUAUUCUACGAUGGCGAAUCGUAUCGUCCUGUUUUUGCCAAAGCCGAGGAAUUGAAUGUGCCCAUCUAUAUUCAUCCAACUUUCGCAGCCGAUGAAUGGAUGCCUCACUACCGCGGAAACUUUGGCGAGAGAGCUGCACAGAUGAUGAGCAUAGCAGCCUGGGGCUGGCACUCGGAAACUGGCCUCCACGUGCUCCGUCUCUGGGCCUCUGGACUCUUUGACGAAUAUCCGAAACUGAAAAUCAUCAUCGGACACAUGGGAGAGAUGCUUCCCUAUCAACUUGACCGUAUCAUCUCUACUUCCUCUGCAUGGGCACCAGACAACAAGCGCGGUCUCGAGCAAGUCUGGAAAGAGAACUUCUGGAUCACAACCUCUGGCAUGUUCAGUCUAGCUCCGUUAAGCUGUCUCUUGAGGAUGUGCGCCAAAGAUAGAAUUCUGUAUUCUAUAGAUUAUCCAUUCAGUGGCAAUGAGAAGGGCUUGAAGUUUGUUGAAGAGAUUGAAGGGAGUGGAAUGGUGAGCAAAGAGGAGUUGGAGAUGAUUUGCUACAAAAAUGCUGAAAAGCUGCUCGGAGUAAAGGCGGAAAGCGCUGUCGGUAGCAAUUAG
Aureobasidium vineae is the source of this 990-nucleotide messenger RNA. NCBI's taxonomy places the organism in Eukaryota, Fungi, Ascomycota, Dothideomycetes, Dothideales, Saccotheciaceae. The record is from the annotation of a GenBank genome assembly.